AUGAUCAGUAAUAUCGGAGUUCAUGCGAUGACAAGAUCAAUAAACUACGAUGACGAAUGCUCCUGUGGUACAUCACCAACUUGUACAAUUCAAGCCGUUUUCAUUGCAAGAAAUUUUUCAAGAGCACUUGUCAAUGGUAUGAAAGUGGGUUGUACCCCAAGCCAGUCAUUUCUUCCUUCGACUCUUGUUAGUUGUUUCUCGAUGUGUUACCCAUACAAAAACUACUCGGCAACAACCGAUCUACCGAUCAGUGAUAAUUUCACUACAACAACAAUUACUGCGAUCAUAUCUACAACGUCAAAUGCAUCACGUCAAUUUCCGAGUGACUACGUAUUGUAUGAAGAAAAGAUUAUUCAUUUAAUCAAUACUUCUAUGGAACAUAACGAUUCUAAACAACAAUUGCUCAAAUGGAAAAAACGGUUUGUGAUAUCGCUCGGUAUUGCAACAGUGCUUUUCAUUGUCGCCACAACUAUAUUAGCUGUUCUAUAUGGUCUCCAACGAAAUAUAAGACGUGUCAAUCAACUAGUAAACGAUUCAGCUGAUAUCUGCACAACUCCGUACUGUAUCAAAACAGCGAACUAUUUACUUGAAAGUAUCGAUGAAACUAUUGAUCCAUGUGAAAAUUUCUAUAAAUUUGCUUGCGGCAAAUGGAUUAAAAACGCUCGCAUACCGGAAGAUGAUGGUCUCCUAAGUAUAUUCAGCACACUGCAAACUCAAGUCAUUUAUGAUAUUAUCGAUCUUCUUUCAAUACCGUCUAUUAAUGAAACAACUGAACUGAAUUCGGUCCAGAAUGUACGCAAUUUAUAUUCUUCAUGUGUUAACGAAAGCAAUAUUGAAAGAGAUGAUAUUAGUGGAAUACUUUCAUUAAUACAAAAUGAACUUGGUGGAUGGCCAAUUCUACAACAAUUAAAAUGGAAUGAAUCAACAUAUAGUUUGAUGAAUGUAUCCGUUGCUCUGAGUCAAUACAAUGAAUUUACAUUAUUCUAUAUAUUAACAUACAUCGAUCAGAAGAAUUCGUCAAUCCCUUCUAUUUAUAUAGGUCAAGGUAAUUUGGGUCUGGGAGAUCCAAGUUAUUAUACGAAUGACACAUCAAUUACAAAAAGUUAUCGACAGUUCAUGAGAAAUGUUAUUCUGGCGUUCGAUAAUCAUACAUCGAUAAAUAAUACUGAUAUUGAUGAGAUAUUUAACUUUGAAAAAUCUCUUGCUCAAUCUUUCUGGAGCAAAGCUCAACGGUCUGGUUUACUAUUCAAUUGUACAACUUUCGGUAAUCUAUCGAUGUUAAUGAACACAUCGGGAGAUUUCAAUUUUUCUGAAUAUCUCCGACGUGUUUAUCUGUUUGGAAAUGUGACUCUUGUCGAUACAGAUAUAAUCAACAUUAGUGAAUUGAAAGUUUUGCAGAAUGUUGCGAAAAUACUCGAACAAAACUCUCCUCACACGAUUCAAAAUUAUUUCAUUUGGCGUUUUAUCAUGAGUCACAUUGACCACAUGCCAAAACGGUUUCGUUCUCUGAAACAAGAAUUUCGACGCGUUACCAAAGGUUCGACUGUAGAAAAUCCUCGUUCACAUAUAUGUGCCAGUUAUAUCAAUAAAAAUAUGGGUAUGAUAGUGUCCAGACUUUACAUUAAGAAAAGAUUCGAUGAAACGGCUCGGCAAGAAGCAAUUGAUAUGAUCGAAAAUAUUCGAUUGACUUUCACUGAGAUGAUUAGCCAAGCCAUAUGGAUGGAAGCUGACUCGAAGAGCGUUGCGAUAGAAAAAGCUCGAUUGAUAACUGAAAGAAUCGGAUAUCCUGAUGGAUUGAAUGACGACAAUAUAGCAGAGUUGGAAGAAAAAUACAGCAAAUACAAAUUUAAUUCCUCAUAUAUCCAGAAUGUGUUAUUAAUGCUACAAUUAAAUGUUAAGCAUAGUCUUCACAAACUUCGUGAAUCUAUCGAUCGAAAAGUCUGGGAAUACAUUCUACCGAGCGAUGUAAAUGCUUAUUAUCGUUUUACAUUUAAUGAUAUUACUUUUACUGCCGCAAUUCUUCAAACACCUUUUUUCCAUAAAGAUGCACCGAAAUAUUUGAAUUAUGGUGGUAUUGGUACAGUUGUAGGUCAUGAAUUAACACAUGGCUUUGAUAACGUUGGUCGACAGUUUGAUAAAAACGGCAAUAGACUUCCUUGGUGGACGAAUAACACGAUUAACAGAUUCAUCAACUUGACGAAAUGCAUGAUCGAUCAGUACGACAAUUAUUCAGUAGCUCAAAUUAGUAUGGGUUUGAACGGAAAACUAACAUUGGGUGAAAAUAUUGCUGAUAAUGGCGGAUUGAAAGAAGCUUUUUAUGCUUAUCAAAAAUGGUCAGGCAUGAAUAAAAAGAUUGAUAAGAAACUACCGGGCUUAACAAAAUAUUCUGCAGAACAGAUGUUUUUCUUGAGUUUUGGUUCAGUUUGGUGCUCAAAGUUGACAGAUCAAAUGGCGAAGAAAUACAUUUUGAUCGAUCCGCAUUCACCAACUGAAUUCAGAGUCAUUGGCUCAACAUCGAACUUUGCCGAAUUUGACCAUACAUUUCAAUGUAAACCAGGCCAGGGAAAUAGUCGAAAGGACAAAUGCGUCGUAUGGUAA
Messenger RNA from Adineta ricciae, 2598 nucleotides. NCBI's taxonomy places the organism in Eukaryota, Metazoa, Rotifera, Eurotatoria, Adinetida, Adinetidae. The record is from the annotation of a GenBank genome assembly.